UAUAGAUCGAAACCUGUUAUUGCGUUUCGCUUUGGUCCUUCUCUCCCACUGUCUUUGCAUAUCUGAUUCUUCGAUCCGGCUUGGUUCUCUUCCAGACGGAACCCUAGGAUUUGGAGUUUAUUGAAUUAGCUCAAAACCCUAGGAUUCUUGUUAUGCGAUUUAUUACAGAGCUUUCAUUUUAUCCUGAUUUUGAGAGCUAUAGUUUUAGCCGUCGUAGAAUGUCAGAUUCGAGUACUAAUUCAGUAAUACAUCCGAGAUUCGACCUUGAUCGCUAGCGAAAUUUGGCUGUGUGAUUGGUUGCUGGGAUUUGAAGGAAUUUAGCUGCGAACAGUCCAGGUGACAUUGAAUUGCUUUCUGCUGUGGCUUUUAGUAUAGAAUGAGCUGGAUCAGAGAAUGAAAUAGAUCGACAUCUGCUGUUUUUUUUAUACAUUUUCUUGAUUCUUGCUGGCGGAGGGUUUUGAAUUCGCUUAGACUUGACACCCAUUACUGGAUGAUGAUUAAGGAGUAGUUAUCAUUUUUGUGGCACCGGAUUUUCUGAUUUUAUUCACUUAUACUUUACUGGUUUGAGGCGUGGAAUGGUUCUGAAUGAACAUUUUUUGUGAAAAAUUUUGGUGGGGAUAAGCGUUUUGGAGUUGACUCCAAUGGUGAUACAUCAUCUGGUUGUCACUUAAUGGUCACGGGCUUGAGUUUUGCCUCUGGAGCUUUACUCUGAUAGUUCCUGCUUUUUGUGACUGUAAGAACACCGUAUUUGUUCUUUGUGGGCGCUGUCAUUAAAUUUCUGCAGAAUGAGCGUGGAAAAUGAAGGCCAACAUCUAUCAGAUCAGCCUACUGAAAGGGACGAUAUCCAAUCACAAAAGAAUGUAGGAAUCUCGUAUACAAGAGAUUUUCUGUUAUCUCUCGGUGAAUUGGAUGUCUGCAAGAAACUACCUAGGGGAUUCGAUCCAUCGAUUCUAAGUGAAUUUGAGGAUGCUUCCCAAGAUCGGCUAAGGAGUUCUGGCAGUUUGCCAUUGCAUGCCUUCAGGCGUACUGAGUACGGUUCUUCCCCACCUGUGAGAGGGGAGACAGGUAGUUAUUCUCGAAGUAUCGCUGUAAGGUGGGAUAGUCGUUCUUCCGGGAGAAGCGACAGAGAUAGUGAUUCACAAUCUGAUCGUGAUUCAGAUUCUGGAAGGUGUUAUAGCAAUCAAUCUCGUGGUUCAUGGCAAGGUCCUGAGCAUGAUGGACUUCUUGGAAGUGGAUCAUUUCAAGGACCUUCUGGAUAUGGUACAGGGGCAGCGGCGCCCAAGUUUCGUGCGAAUGAUCACUACCAGCUGAAUAAGUCUAACGAGCCAUAUCAUCCACCUCGACCGUAUAAGGCUGUGCCUUUCUCUCGGAGGGACAAUAAUGAUACAUUCAAUGAUGAAACAUUUGGUUCUUCAGAGCUUUCAAGUGAGAAUAGAGCCGAAGAGGAAAAAAAGAGAAGAGCUUCCUUUGAAUUGAUGAGGAAGGAACAGCAAAAAGAAUUCCAAGAGAAGCAGAAGUUGAAUCCUAACAAGCCUAAAGAUGAGUUUGAUAUCACAACAUUGUUAGACAAUCCCAAGGAUGAUAAGGGACAUAUGAAUAGAAAAAAUAAGCCUGAUGAACUCAUGAAGCUUGCAGCUUCAAAUUCUGAUUCAGAAAAGCCUUCUUUCCCCUCUCAAACUCUUGCAUCCAGACCACUUGUGCCACCAGGGUUUGCGAGCUCAAUGUCGGAAAAGAAUAUUGCAAACAAAUCUCUACCUCAUUCGCACUCAUUAGAGGUUCACAAUCCCAAUUUCGAUGGUAGCCUUCAGCCUGCCAAAAACACUCGUCUGUCAAAAGGAACUUCUCACAAUCAAGAGGAGAAGCGAUCAUUAAAACCAAUUGGUUUAAGUGAGCAGAAACUGGAAAUCAAAGAAAAUAUUGACUUAUCAUCAUCAGCAGACAUAUCAAAUAAGAAAACAAGUGUGGAUGGUCAAUCAUUCACAACUUCUUAUCUUUCUGAAGCUUUUGAAGGUUCAGAGGGUAGUAGUCAGAUAGGAAUUGAUGCUGAGGAGAUAACGAGGAGUACAGAAGUGCAUAAUUCCAAUAUGAAUCACUCCAUUCUAGACCAGCUUCUCGGGGGUGCCUUGGCACUGAAUGAGGGUGGCUCUUCCGGCUUCGCUGAGCAUAAUGAUGGUAAAGUGGAUGAUAACAUGAGCCCUGGUACUGUUCAUUCAUCAAGGUUUGCCCAGUGGUUUUUUGAAGAAGAAAAGAGGCGAGUUGAUGACCUCUCUUCUGGCAGGCCGAGUGACUUCCUCUCACUGAUUGUUGGUGGUGAGAAAGUUGGAUCCCAUGGCUUAGAUUUGAAAUCUACUGAGAACAUCACCUCAAACUCAAAGCUUCCCUUUCAUAUAUCUGAAAUUGCUAGCACUCAUACAACGUUAACUUUAAAGUCUCCUGCUGUUGAAAACUCUGAGCAUCUUUACCCGAUAAAUAAGCCAGAGGCAGUUCAAACUGUCCUUACAUGUGAAGACCUUGAGCAGUCAAUUCUCUCAGAAGUUACUGAGAAUGGUCCAACUCUGCCUCCACCUGUGCAGAGCUCGUAUGUUCCCAGGGCCCAAACUCUGGGCCAAAAAUCUGACAUUGAUGAUCAUGCAUCCGGGCACCUCCUUUCACUGUUGCAGAAUAGAACAGGCCUGAAGGAUACUGCACCAUCUCCAACUCUGGACGCCAAAUCAUCAGAGGAACUUCAAAACAUUGAAUCAGCAAUCCUUGGCAGUGCACUCGGCAAUUUGAGAGAGGCAAAUUCUGAAACUGUCUCCAAUUCCAGGAAACCUUUGAUCCUUGAAACACUUUUUGGGACAGCUUUUAUGAAGGAACUACAGUCAGUCGGAGCACCAAUUUCCAUCCAAAUGGGCUCUGUUGGGUCUGCAAGGGUUGAUGUUUCAGAAGACCAAGGAUUGAUUGAAGUUGGAUCUAACAUUACAAUUCAUGAACGCGGUGUUUUAGCAUCAAAUCAAAGGCAAAAAAUGGAGUCUGAUAAGGUUGAAGAGCAUUUGUUAGGCCUUGAUCCUCGAAAUGAAUUUGAUACAUCACAACUUCGAACUGAAAUAAGGUCUGAACUUGGUGGCUUUGAUGGAUCUGUUGAUAUUAGGCUUCCUGAAGAGGAUAGCUUGAUUACAGUAAGUGAUCCUGUGCAUCUUCAAAAUUUCAUGCCUGCCAGGAGCGCAGCUAAGACCGAGUUGUUGUCCGCCCAAGAGACACCAAUUGACAUUGGUGAAAAACUAGCAGCUUUGCAUUCUGCUUUGAGGGACGAAAGAUCUAUUGCAGGAGGUCAUGAGGGUCCACCUUUUCGUCGUGGUCCUUAUGAUGUUAGAGAGUCUGAUAUUCCUUAUCACAACCCUCAUGUUCAUCCAUCUUCUUCACAGCUUCAUACUCCUCAAUUGAAUCAUGUGGGACCCCUAUUUCGUCCACCUGAGCAUCCUGCAAAUAAUAAUUCUCAGAUGAAAUUUAUGGGUUCAGAUGGUGUCAUCCGUCAUGAUCCUCUAGCAAAUUAUCAAUUUUCUGCCAAUGUGCUUCACCCAUCAAUCCAUCAUGCUAGCAGUGGACGUACUGGUUUUGACCCUACCAUUAAUCAUCCUAUGUUACAACAAAUGAGCGUACCUGGCAACUUACCUCCACCUCACUUACGAGGAUUUGAAAGGGGUGCACCUGUUCCUCCACAUCUCAAUAAUCAAGUGGCUGGAUUCAUGCAGGAACAUAAUCCAUUGCCAGGUUUUCCAUUUGGUAACAGGCAACCUAACUAUGGCGGGAUUGGAAUGCCUACACCAGGCCCUCCUGAUGUAGGUGGAAUCAAAAAUCCAGAGGUGCUCCAAAGACUCAUCGGGAUGGAACUCAGGGCAAACUCAAAGCAGGUUCCACCAUUUGCUGCUACUGCCCAUAAUCAGGGGAUGUAUAGUCACGAGCUUGACAUGGGUUUUGGUUAUAGAUAGAAGUUGAUUGUGCUCAUGUAUAUUUUGCAUUGUACUCUCGUCUCUUAGCUAGAUUGUUGUCUUUGGCUAGUGUAACCAAUUAUUUUGUUCGAAAUUUACAUUUGGGGGCGUCUUUGGUCUUCUUAACUCCAAAUUCCAGUGCAGAAGUUUCUUCUCUUCCUUUAUUUUAUCUUAUUUCAUUUUAUUCAA
This is a messenger RNA of Tripterygium wilfordii, 4157 nucleotides long. RefSeq lists its product as uncharacterized. The transcript is spliced from 10 exons. The record is from RefSeq and is a predicted model, not a curated record. Lineage: Eukaryota; Viridiplantae; Streptophyta; Magnoliopsida; Celastrales; Celastraceae. The coding region runs from base 786 to 3968 and encodes 1060 amino acids.